AUGGGUGGCACGCGUCUCUCGUUUGAGGACGAGAGCGCAGUUGUUGAUAGCAUCGAGCGCUGGAUCAAACACGGGCACUUUCCUUACCACUCUCUGGCGAAGGAUGCAGCCAAUGCAUAUUGCCUGAACCACCAUGGCUACAACCAGAACAGGCAAAAUGUUACUCUUGGUUGGCAGAAGGGUUUCUGGCAGCGCCAUCCAGAACUUGCUCAUCACGUAGAGAACGAGCGCAAGUCAUUUAGGCUGAGAGGUCCACAUGAAGACCGCAGAGCCUGGAAGUUCUUCCAAUCAUUCAAGGAGACUCGGCAGAGACUUCAAGUUCCGGAUGCGCACAUCUACGCAAUGGACGAUGCUGGAUAUGUUACUACCAUGUAUCGAAAGACAAAUGCAGUCUUUCUUCGACCGGAGAACCCAAAUUCAACUUCGAGAGAAGAACGAAUAUUCUCGUCUGUGAUACACUGCUGCUCGACUCAAGGGAAGCACCUACCUCCGUACAUUAUCUGCAGGAGUCAGGUUCCACCCCAGACGAAGAGCUUUGGUCAAACCAAAGUCUUCUCCAACCAGUCAGGCUGGGCUGAGGCGAACCAUGCACUUGACUGGCUGAAAAAUGUUUUUGAGCCAGGAACUAGGCCCAGAGCCCGCCGUGAAACCUGGAGGAUGCUACUCAUCUCCCAUCGUUUCCGUGUGAUAUUCCCCGAAUUCGAACAGUUCUGCUGGCAUCACAAGAUCGCAUGUCUCUGCUUCCCCAACAGCGACCAGCAGUUCUUCAACCCAAUCAGAAACAUAGUUUUUGGGCCUAUGCGCAAGAACUAUUCUGAUUUUAUGAUAAAGAAGCUCUCGGAUAACAACAAGAAUGCCAUCGUAUUGGAAGUGGCAGCAUUUGUAUCGUGGAUCCAAGGGGAGGUGGCUUCAUCUAGCCGAAUGGCGGAGGCUGCAGAUGUUUGGCGUUCAAGCUGCCUUGUGCCGCUAGAUGAAACCCGGCUUCGCAAUUGUCUGCAAGGGAAUCGUGCUACUGCUGGGCCGGAGGAUACAGGUUCCAAUCUGGAUAGUCGCAUCGACUCAGAAGAUACUCGUGUGAGAAGGGCAACGACACAUUCCACAUCUCGGACAAGCGUCCCUUUACCGACCCUCGCAUCGACCGACGACUUCGAUCGAUCGUCCAGCCCUGAGUACUCACCCCCCUCGCCGCGACCAUCACAAGGGAGCCCGAAAUGCCAGCAGAGUGAUGAUAGCUCUGAAUCAGAGGACACUCAGUCCGGGAGUGGGAGUGAAAGUGAAUCGAUCAGCAAUUCUCAGCCCAUCACGCCUUGCAAGACACCAAGGCCUCCCAAGGGCCCCCGGGCCAGGACGCCAGAAACAGACCCAACUGAUUCAGUCAUGUCGGCAAAGGAGCACCGCGACACCUUGGAUAAAUGUAUCGAUGGCACACCUCGAACGAAGAAGAGAUAUCGUGAUGACUUGAUUCUGGAUCGUGGCGAUCUGGAGAAAGAGAAUGCUCGUCUCAAGGAGAGGGUUAAGCUCUUGGAACGGUUUGCCGUCAAGAUGCCUAGGCUUGAGUGA
Penicillium bovifimosum is the source of this 1560-nucleotide messenger RNA. RefSeq lists its product as uncharacterized. The transcript has a single exon. Lineage: Eukaryota; Fungi; Ascomycota; Eurotiomycetes; Eurotiales; Aspergillaceae. The coding region runs from base 1 to 1560 and encodes 519 amino acids. Gene Ontology annotation, molecular function: nucleic acid binding. The record is from RefSeq and is a predicted model, not a curated record.